Pogonomyrmex barbatus (red harvester ant) is the source of this 1415-nucleotide messenger RNA. RefSeq names its product malectin-A. Gene Ontology annotation, cellular component: membrane. NCBI's taxonomy places the organism in Eukaryota, Metazoa, Arthropoda, Insecta, Hymenoptera, Formicidae. The record is from RefSeq and is a predicted model, not a curated record. Gene Ontology annotation, molecular function: carbohydrate binding.
AAGGAUAACAUUGCGGCACCGUGGCCACAUAUGGCCGCACAGCUGGACGGCGGUGUUUUCCCGUCGGCUCGAUAGCGCGACCUGCCAUGUGGGUUCGGUCGCGUGCGACGUAAGCUCGACGGGAAUUCGCGAUUCGAUGCGAAUUCGAUGCGAGUCCAAGCGAUCCCGGACACGAAGCGUGUCGGAUAACAACAACAACAAUAACAAUAAUAAUAAUAACAGCGGAUCUCACGAAUUGAGUAAUGAGCGCGCUGUGCAUCGACCGGGGAACGAGACGAGUCUUAUCUUAGAGCUGCGAAUGUGACACGCCUGCAUUAAGAAUGUGGUUACCAAUGGGAAACAAUGGCCUCCCGAUUUUCCUACUGUGCCUGCUCGGUGUGUUCGCCACCGGGUCGCAUUGCCUCGAGGUGAUAUACGCGAUCAACGCGGGCGGCGAAUCGCACACGGACAGCUAUGGGAUACACUACGCCAGGGAUCCCCUCAUGGGGAAAGUCGGCACGGCUUCCGAUUAUGGUAAGCAACUGAUCAUAGGACGCAUCGGCAACGUGGACCAGAUCCUGUAUCAAACCGAGCGCUAUCAUCACAAUACGUUCGGCUAUGAUAUCCCGAUCAGCCAAGAUGGAAAUUACGUUAUGAUACUCAAGUUCUGCGAGGUGUACUUUAACUCGCCAAACAUGAAGGUCUUUGACGUCGUGCUGAAUGGUGAUCAUACCGUGGUCACUGAUUUGGAUAUCUUUGAAAGAGUCGGUCGAGGUGUUGCUCAUGAUGAAUAUGUUCCAUUCAGGGUACAAGGUGGAAAGUUGAUAUAUAAUGAUGAGGAGUCGGACAUUCUGGCAGGAAAGAUAAGAGUGGAGUUUAUAAAGGGUUACAGAGAUAAUCCAAAAAUAAAUGCCAUAGCAGUUGUGAAAGGUACCUUGGAUGAUGUACCACAAUUAGGACCGAUACCACCUGAUCCAGAGGACUAUCACAGUUUGCAAGAGGAAGAGGAGGAAACUACCGUGCGUAGUAGACAUACGAGCGGGCCCAGAACACCUGACCCGUACUUGAUAGACGAUUCCUCUGUAAUGUUACCUGUUUUCGUAGCCAUCGGCGCUUUUAUCCCACUAUUGUUCUGUUUAUGUAAAUUAUAAGCGAACACACGCACAUGUGCAUAAAAAUGCCUUGUACUUAACGGUAACAGUGUUCCCGAUUAUUUAGGCUCGCUCGACUUAUGAGAAGAUGUCUAAAUAGUGUAAAUAGAUAAACGUUUAUUUACGCUCCUCCGUUGCAUUGCCAGAUUUAUGUGACAAUAUUUAUUAUUAAUUUAUAAAUGUAGAUAUUAUAUAAAAAAUAUUAUCUUUUUGCACUUUUAUUUGAAUAUUGGAGCAUAUUGGAGGAGAAUUAUCAUUUCGAUAAAAAAAUUGAUAUUAUCCUUC